CAACAACUACCGUGUGUACUCAGAUCAAGUGACGUCACAACUAUAGUGGGCGUGUCAUGUGUUUAUUAAUAAUGGGUGGAGCUCAUUUGUUCAGCAAGCAAACUUGUAAACUUUUCUCUUAAAUGGAAGCCAGGAGAGAAGAGAUCGACACUAGCCACACUCGCUUCAUAGAUGCUGCAAACCCUUUAUUCUAUUCACUCUCUGUUGUAUUAAUCUUCUUCACUUUGCUAUCGUUGAGUUGGCCACUUGUUGCAUUAUGGAGCUGUGGAUUUGGUGUUUUAGGAGCUUAUCUCUUGUUCAGGAAUAGAAAAUUGGUUCCUAAUCUUUUACUUCAUCUCAGACCAGUUGUUAAUGUAGAGGAAGAUGGCGACAAUUCAGUUAAAGAUUUAACGUGUCCAGUUUGUUCUAACGCAAACUGCUCAUGUCAUAAAGUACUUAAACCCAAUGAUUGUGACGUUUCAAUGCCAUGGAAAGAUCUUAGUGUUCCCGAAACUAUUGAUAAUUCGUUGUCUAAUUUUCUUAAUAUUAUAAUGGCAAGAUUCAUUACAACUUGGCACAAGGAUAUUACACAAACAAAAUCAUUUGAUACUCAAGUUCGAAAAAUUAUUCGACACGCCCUCUGUCUGUUUUUAUGCAGAGUGAAGGAGCUGGAUAUUCCUAAGAUUGUGACUGGUCCUUUGCUUCAAGUACUGGCCGAACACAUGCAGCUGUACAUUAAUGUCAGGAAGAAAGUUCCUCCAAAUUCCUCGUUGAAGCUGAUUGAGAGUGUUGCCAUAAAAACCUUAGGGCCACGCCUACACACAGCAUUGAAAGGAAAGACUGGAGAGUUUCGCUACUUUAAGAACCUUACGAGGAUUGCCCUCCCUUUUCUUCUCUCGUCAGAUAACAUUAAAAGCAAGGUAAUGAAGAUCUUUUUGGAGGAAUUGUUUGCUUCAAAAAUAAUGAUACCAACCAUGGCACAUGUGUCAACACCUGAUUUUUUAAACAUGAUCCUAAUAUUAAUCUUUGAUAAGGAUUCAAAACUGUGUAGAUUGCCUUAUCCUUCCUCAAGAAAUGUCUUUUUGUUAGAGAAAUUCUCACACCAAAACACAGUACAGUUACAAAUUACUUUGAAUAAUAUCACUAGUGAUCAGAAGUUGUUAUGUUCUUUCAUGCAAUAUCUCAAAAUGCAACAUGCCAUCCACAUACUACAGAUUUAUCUUACAUGCCGUGACUUGUUAAAGGAUGUGGCUGGAACAAGAAUGGGCGCUCUUUUUGCUCAAAAUGCUCACAUUUAUCUUGAUCAAGUUCACCAGCUGUGUGGUUUGUAUUCGACCGCUUCUUCCGAUCAAACUAUUGUACUGGAUCAAUCUAAAAUAGCCGAUAUUAAAGAUGUGCUAAAUAGAGAUAUAUCUGAUCUGACAAAACUGUCUUUAGUAAUUGGGCAAGGUUUGUUAGACAAGCUAUUUGUGCUGUCAAGUGAAACACUUUCUGACAUUUUCUGUGAAUCAUUCUGCCAAAGCCAAGAGUACUGUGACUAUCUUUACCCAAAGUUAACAGCCGAGACAAGAAAAUCAUUAUUAUCCACCGACCAGCACUCACUUAAUCGACAUUUUGAAAAAUGGAGGAACAGGAGAAAGAGAAAAAUCAGGCCCUACAGCUCUUCUAACGACUUAUCGGAGGCAAGUCUCAAUACAACUCCGCCCCUCUCAGUUACAAGGCAGCGUUCAUCAUCAAAUCCACCCACGCCCACUUUGGGUGAGAAUGGAGGAGGAGUGGCCAUGUCUGAUCUGUUGGAGGAGAGCGUCAUAGUGUCUUCAUGUCUCAUUCAAAUUGUCGACUCAGAGACGGUCCACACUUCAAUCAAACCAUACACGGUUUAUAUUAUAGUGUCCAGACAAGAGAGAGAUGGAAAAACCUCCACUGUGAAAGUUAGAAGGAGGUACAAGGAAUUUGUGGUCCUUGACUCCAGAAUAAAGCAAUUUUAUCGCAAUGUCACUGUUUAUUUCCCACCGAAAAGAGCGUUUCAUAAUUUGGACAAAAACUUUAUCGAGUCAAGAUCUAAAGAACUCGAAAGUUAUUUACAAAGACUUGUCCAGGAACCUGAGAUAAGAAACUCCCAAUUGUUGCAAAGUUUUCUCUCGGAGACCUCCGACACUACCCUAUUCAUGCCUGACUCUGUUGGCGAUAAAGCAGGUAAAAUAAUAAAGUCUGUCCCUCGGGCUCUUAAGAAAGAACCGAAAGGACAGCACCUUGAGAACCUUUUGGUCGCUAUGGACGAAAGUGUUAUUAUAGCACCCAGAGAACCUUGUCCAGAGAAACAGGCAGAAACUGACGAACAGACAGCUGAGAACCAAGUCAUUAUUACUAAAUAUCAAAGGGAUCUUGCCGAUGAUUUCUCUCCUAAAGGCAACUAUAAGAAAAUGAAAUCAAUUUCAUCAUCGCCAGAGCCUAAAAGAAUAGUUUUAAACGGAAUAAUGGACUUAUUAGUAUUUUUAGGUGUCAAUGUAUAUUCAGUAUCUCAGUCAAAGCUAUCGGCUCUGCUAGCAGUCAAGAUAUUAGGACAAUCAAGCAUCGAAGCACUAUUUCACGAUCUUCUCUCAAAUCGUAUUGAACUUUUAUGCCAAGAGCCGGAGAUGUGUGAUCUCAUUGAGCGCCUGCAAUAUAGUUUAUUCUUUGAUGACAGUCCACCAAGGACAGCUGAUGAAAAGGAGACGAGAAGGAAGCUGGCAUUAGAUACAGUAUUGAACAGGCCACCAGAUCUUCUUGUUCAAUUAAUAGGGAAAGAAUCAUUCACUUAUAACACGUCACUGCUUAUAGAGGGACUACAGUCUCAGACGCUUAACAAGCACCUCUUGUUUUCACUUUUAGAUGUUGUAGUUUGUGAAAUAUUUCCAGAACUAAGGGCACAAUAACUUCAUCCAAAUUAAGUUAAAUUGUUUUAGACAGACCUAUUGUUGCAAUUUUUAUUGUUUAUUGUUUUUAUUCUUUAAAAAAAAUUAAAAAUU
Molecule: messenger RNA, 2987 nt
Organism: Amphimedon queenslandica
Lineage: Eukaryota; Metazoa; Porifera; Demospongiae; Haplosclerida; Niphatidae
Product: sorting nexin-14-like
Exons: 30
Coding region: 123-2894 (923 amino acids)
Cellular component (GO): intracellular membrane-bounded organelle
Molecular function (GO): phosphatidylinositol binding
Source: RefSeq, a predicted model, not a curated record